AUGUGCCCACUUGCCAUUUUUAAUUCAGUUGGGCAUAUUCGCAAAUCUGCUAGACUGCAAUUCAGGUGUCAUGCUAUGUUCUUGUCAGAAGAAGCAUCAACUCGCCGCCAGUUUGUCUUAGGAUGUGGUGCCAUUUCUUCAUGUGCAUUUCUCAACUUGAAUUGCAUGUUAGUCGAAUUGCCUGCUUGGGCUGGGGAAGAAUCAAAUGCCUUGGAUGAUAAUAAUGAUGGAGUGCUUGGGACUAUGAAGUCCUUGUUCGAUCCGAAUGAGAAGACAAAAUCUGGAAAAGUUUUGCCAAAGGCUUACUUGAAAUCAGCGAGAGAGGUGGUGAAGACACUGCGCGAAUCAUUAAAUGAAGAUUCGAAGGAUAUUGCUAAAUUUAGACGAACAGCUGACGCGGCAAAGGAGUCGAUUAGAGAAUAUCUGAUUGGUUGGAGAGGGCAAAAGACAGUUGUCAACGAGGAAUCAUAUGUUGUGCUUGAGAAGGCCAUUAGAUCUCUUGCCGGCUUCUACUCGAAGGCAGGGCCAUCUGCUCCCCUUCCAGAGGAGAUUAAGUCUGAAAUCUUAUGCGACUUAAACAAAGCAGAAGAAUUUUUGUAG
This is a messenger RNA of Fraxinus pennsylvanica, 600 nucleotides long. The record is from the annotation of a GenBank genome assembly. Lineage: Eukaryota; Viridiplantae; Streptophyta; Magnoliopsida; Lamiales; Oleaceae.